CGACUUGUCGAUGCUGUUCAGACAGGACGAACUUCCGACGAUUUGUCGCUACUACACAAUAUCUACGUAGAGGGGGAAAGUCGCCAGCGAUUUCUCGCUGCAUGAAAUCGCACCUUACUACUGCCAUGUAGACGGACCUUUAGAGAAGAGAGCGUUAAGUAAUCAAGAAUGACAAUACGUUUUUUUAUGAAAAAGUCCGAAUCAUAAGAUUGAUGUUACUUUAAAUGAACUUAAAUUUUUGUGCAAUUAACAUUGUUAUUAAACUUCAGAGUUUCGGUGUUUUUUAUUUUGUACUUAUUGUAUAUAAUAGACUAUGUGAGUUCUACAUGUAAAUGUCAGAGUACGACACCAAUCAAAUUACAUAAAUAACAAAAAUUAAGAUGCAUUAAUUUAAUAUCAAAUAUAUUGAGCUUUUUGAUGUAUAUAUAUAUAUACACACACUGAGCUAUGUAAAACUCACAAUGUAUUUGAUAGAAAAAAAAGGAGUUGAAUGAUACAGCAAAUUAAAUACUUUAAAUUGAUAAUAAUGCAAAUGUCCAACAGUAUGGAUACAAUAAGAUAUUGUCCACCAAAUAUAACUUUCAACGAUAUUUGGAUUGAUCACGGCGUGUCCAAAUGCUUUAUGGAUACCGUCUGUACCAGUAUAAUUUCUUUGUACUUGAUUAUAUUUGGGUCUGUCCAACUUUGGAUAUAUCACAAGUAUGGAACAGAAACUGAUGAAAGUACAUUAUCAAGAAGCAAACUAUAUAAUUUACAAAAGUUUGUGUUGUAUCUCGUUCCUAUUUUAAGUGUGAUCAGAAUAAUUUUACAAGCUACAGUUUUGAAUGAUGGAAUGGUCUAUGGGUAUAUGAUACUAACAACAGUAUUGACAGUGAUCGUUUAUCCAUAUUCGAUAUAUAUAUUGAAAAUUGAAAGACAUAAACUGUUACCAAGUGUGCCUCCACAUGGUCAUGGAUUGGUGCUACUUGGUUUUUGGACAUUAGCGUUUGUUGCUGAAAAUCUUGUUUUAAUUAAUAUUGGAAAACUUGAAUGGUGGUUCCACUUGAAUUCCCUGACAGAUCAAAUCGAAAUGGCUCUGUUCAUUUUGCGAUAUGUUAGUAACUUGCUGAUUUUUGCUCUCGGUCUACGAGCUCCUGGCAUCGCUAGUAAUUUUGAUUCCGAUUAUCAUACACUUAAUGAUAAUACAAUUAUGCGAUCACGAUAUUAUCAAAGAAGAUCAGAUAAUGCUUCCACAUGGACAAAUUUAUGGUACAAGACUAAGACUUUAGCACCGUUUUUGUGGCCAAAGUCAGAUUUCCUGCUUCAAUUGAAAGUGAUAUUUUGCUUCAUGUUGCUGCUAUCUGGACGUUUGAUAAAUCUUUAUGUACCAAUAUAUAAUAAGAAAAUUGUGGACAGUGUCACGAUUGUUCCUGUAGAAUUUAGAUGGGAUAUAGUAUUGAUAUAUGUAACAUUUACAUUUCUGCAAGGCGGUGGUAUAGGAAGUAUGGGUGCGUUGAAUAAUUUAAGAAAUUUUCUCUGGAUUCGUAUUCAGCAAUAUACUACUCGUGAAGUAGAAUUAGAAUUAUUCAGGCAUUUACAUGGAUUAAGUUUGCGUUGGCAUCUUGGAAGAAAAACUGGCGAAGUAUUAAGAAUCAUGGAUCGUGGCACAGAUUCCAUCAAUAAUUUACUCAAUACUAUUCUUUUUUCAAUUCUACCAACCAUUAUUGAUAUUAUUGUAGCCAUUUUGUUUUUUGUUAGCGCAUUUAACAAAUGGUUUGGUCUCAUCGUUUUUAUAACCAUGACUCUUUAUAUUGCUGUCACGAUUACUGUUACGGAAUGGCGUACAAAAUUCCAAAGACGUAUGAACUUGGCCGACAACGCACAGAAAGCACGUAGUGUCGAUAGUUUGCUAAAUUUUGAAACGGUUAAGUAUUACAGUGCCGAAGUAUACGAAGUUGAAAGCUACAGAAAGGCAAUUUUAGAUUUCCAAGUACAAGAAUGGAAAUCGUUGAUUACGCUGAAUAUCUUGAAUACUCUACAAAACAUAAUUGUCUGCGGUGGUCUAUUAUCUGGAUCGCUACUGUCUUUAUAUAUGAUUGUAUUCCACCAAGGCUUAACAAUUGGUGAUUAUGUCUUAUUCGCUAGUUAUGUACUACAACUUUACUUACCAUUGAAUUGGUUUGGUACAUAUUAUAGAGUUAUUCAAAAGAAUUUCAUCGAUAUGGAAAAUAUGUUCGACCUACUCAGGGAAGAACAAGAGGUGAUGGAUGCACCAGGAGCCGAAGAAUUGGACGUCAAGCAUGGGCAAGUGGAGUUCUCGAAUGUAUCCUUUGGUUAUACCUCUGAAAAACUCGUGCUCAGAAACAUCAGCUUUGUCGCACCCGCGGGAAAAACUAUAGCACUAGUUGGACCAUCCGGUGCUGGCAAGAGUACCAUAAUGCGAUUACUAUUUCGCUUUUACGACGUCGAGCAAGGCGCGAUUUUAAUUGACGGACAAAAUGUGAAGACUGUUAAACAGGAGUCUCUAAGAAAUAACAUUGGUGUUGUACCGCAAGAUACAGUCCUAUUUAAUAACACUAUAAAAUAUAAUAUUCAAUAUGGUCGUAUUAAUGCGCCAGAAGCAGAUGUAAUUGCUGCUGCGAAAUACGCGGAUAUUCAUGAGAAAAUUCUUACAUUUCCAAAUGGUUACGAAACACAGGUUGGUGAAAGAGGACUUAGGAUAAGCGGUGGUGAGAAGCAACGCGUUGCAAUUGCACGCACAAUAUUAAAGGCGCCAAAGAUAGUACUGCUUGAUGAAGCCACGAGUGCUUUGGAUACACAGACGGAGCGUAAUAUACAAGCGGCAUUAA
Molecule: messenger RNA, 2828 nt
Organism: Monomorium pharaonis (pharaoh ant)
Lineage: Eukaryota; Metazoa; Arthropoda; Insecta; Hymenoptera; Formicidae
Gene: Hmt-1
Product: ATP-binding cassette sub-family B member 6, mitochondrial
Biological process (GO): transmembrane transport; heme transport
Cellular component (GO): membrane
Molecular function (GO): ABC-type heme transporter activity; ATP hydrolysis activity; ATP binding
Source: RefSeq, a predicted model, not a curated record